AUGAUGGACAUGGAGAUGAACGCUGGUUUGGACUCCGAUGGUGUGAUAAGAAUAAUGGACGCCGAUAAGUCUAAAAAGAGCAAUGGACCAGAUAACCAAGACGUUGUUAUCAAAACUGAAUUUUCCCAAUCGGUGACUAAUAUCGCGAGGUCAGUGGCGCGGCUAGGUGACGAUGAUGGUGAGAAAAGCCAUGCGGAGGACGUGACGGAUAUCCUGUUAGCGUGUAACGACGCGUUUCAGGAUGAGGGGAGCGAGAGCAGCGAGCCGGCGUCGGAGGGCAGCUCGGCUAGCAGCACGUUUUGCGACCUCGAGAAGAAUUACUCGAAGGUAUUGCAAGAGAUGAAAACCAACGAAGCGCUGGCUCCAUUCAUUAAUGAGUACACGAAACUCUAUGAAUCUCUGUACGAAGCCCACCGAUCGGAGAAAGACUUAAUGGAGAAGUAUAAUGCGUUAAGGGAGAGAGCUUUCCUAAGCGAACAAAAAGUAUUCGAAUUGACGAACAGGAUAUCGUUGAAUUACGAAGAGAUAGAGAAACUGAAACAGGACGUGAUAAACACGAUGAAGCGAGCGGACGCUGCGCACACGCGCGAGCAGAACGCGCAAGACACGAUCGAAAAUUUACGCGUGAAUGUGCAGAAACUGCAUCAGGAAAUCGCGCAGAAAAACAGGCAACUAGCCGCCAGCGAAGACACAAGUUUCGCGAAGCAAAAGGAGAGCCUGAUAGAAGAGAAGGAGAAGUUGAUGGGCGAGGUGGACACGUUGAAGCAACGGUUGAAGAACAUGGCGCUGUACACGGAGGAGCUGGAAAAGAGGAGCAGCGUCGCCGGCAAUCAAAUAGCGGAGAUGCAAGAGAACAUGGACAUGCAGCUGAGCGAGAUCUCGAAGGAACGACGGGCGAGACAGAGGGCAGAGGACGAGGUCCUGCAGCUGCAAGAAGAACUCGCCGUGAAAACCAGCGAUCUUCAGACGGCGAACGAAUCGAUAAAUGCGGCGGCCGCUAACGUAAUAAAGCUGGAAAGUUCGCUGAAGGAGCAGAGAAUAUCCACGGAGAAGAUGCAAAGGGAAAUAAACAAGCUGUCAGUAAAGAAGCUGAACCUCGAGACGGAUCUCGAGAACGCGAAUAAUCAGAUAGACAGUUUGGAGAAGGAAAUGACGGAGAAGGAAAAGUAUAUAAAAGAUAGCAGGGUGACCAUGAACAGAAUGAGGGACGAAAUGUCAAAGUGCAAGACCGAGAGAGAAUUGACGACGAAGCGAUUGCAGAAGCUCGAGCUGGAGAGAUCCAGCCUGGAGCAGCAGCUGAAGGAGAUGUCGACGAAAGCGAGGACCGCGGAGCACGAGGCGGUCGCGUUCCGGAAACAGCUGGCCGACAAGAUGCAGGAGACGGAUAUCAUCAUGCGCGAGAAGACCAUUUUGGCUCGCACGAAGGAGACCCUCGGCGACCAGAUCAAAAGGCUGAAUCAGGAGGUUCUGGUGUGCGAGUUCAGUCGGAGGAAGGUCGAGCACGAGCUCGAUUCAUCGUUGCGGAACAUCAUGGAAAUUGAAACCCAAUUGGCUGUCGUGGAGAAGGAGAGAGACAAGCAUAGCACGACCGCUCAGCAUUUGGCACAACAGAUGGAGGAAUACAUAAGCAAGGUGAAGCUGAAGCAGCUGGAGAUCUCGAGUUACAAGAAACGUCUGGCCGAGACCGAGGCCAAGCACCGCCAGCAACAGAAUCUGUUCGAGCUGCUUCGCGCGGAGAGGAACGCGUGCAGCAAGAGCUUGACAGAGGCGCACGACGAGAUACAAGAGCUGAAGAACAAGCUGAAGGUGCUGAGCAAUCAGAUCGAACAGCUGAAGGAGGACAUCGUUACGAAGGAGGGGCAGCUGGUCAAAGAGCAGUUCAUUCACAAGAAACUGGAGAAGGAACGAGAAGCUUUGAAAGUCGAGUUGCAGUCCAGCCGAAAGGAGGCGUCCGAUUUGAAACGGGAGAUCGAGUCGAUGAGGCAGGAGGAGAAGAGUUUGCGACAGAUGAUCCAGCGGGCGGAAUCGGACAUCGGUCGGCACAGGAAGGACAUCGAGAACGUGAUGAACGAGAGAGACAUGUUGGGCACCCAGCUGGUCCGUAGGAACGACGAGCUGAGCCUUCAGUACAGUCGGAUAAAAGUCCUGCACGGGACGCUUCAACGCGGACAAGUUCAGUACAAUGAAAGGCUGGAUGAUAUUAGACUGUUGAAGCUGGAGGUGAAGAAACUGAGGACGGAGAAAGCUCUGUUGAUAAAGAACAUUCAGAACAUGAGCGACCUGCGCAACGAGGUGUUCCAUUUGAAUCACGAUCUAACGAGAGAGAGGCUGAAGGUGAUGGCGUUGGAAGAGGAAGUGCAAACGCCACUUAACAUUCAUAGAUGGAGGAAGCUCGAGGGUUCCGAUCCAAAUACUUACGAAUUACUGAAGAAAAUUCAAAUCCUUCAAAAACGAAUAAUAAAAAUGGCGGCUGACAUGAUCGAGAAAGAGAAGAAGAUAAAGGACACCGAGAAGCUAUAUAUGAAUCUUCGGGAAAUUCUGUCGAAGCAUCCUGGUCCAGAAGUCGCGAUUUCUCUGAACAAAACUCAGAAAGCAUUGCGCGAGAGGGGACGAAAAGUAAAGUGUUUACUGGCGCAGUUGAGCACGUGCGAGGUCCAAAUGGGUGAGUACAAAAUAGACAUGGACAAGAUGAGCAUCGAGAUGACCGACCUGAAGAAGAAGUACUUCGUACAGAAGAAGAAGCUGCAGAUCUCCAAAGAGACAAAGCCGAAAUCACUGAGCGAGACUGUCUUCCCAAUUGUCGGUCGAGAUCGAAAGAAAUUCCACGGCGGUGGUUUCAACAUGGUAACACCAACGCCCAGAAACUGUUUCGUCGUAGAUUCCACGUGCAGAUGA
Molecule: messenger RNA, 2895 nt
Organism: Frieseomelitta varia
Lineage: Eukaryota; Metazoa; Arthropoda; Insecta; Hymenoptera; Apidae
Product: cilia- and flagella-associated protein 58-like
Exons: 12
Coding region: 1-2895 (964 amino acids)
Cellular component (GO): cytoskeleton
Source: RefSeq, a predicted model, not a curated record